GGAAACCCUCAUGGAAGUAUGAAGGAGAUGGUGGGAGGCUGCUGUGUCUGUUCUGAUGAGCGGGGCUGGGCGGAGAACCCGCUGGUUUACUGCGACGGGCACGGCUGCAAUGUGGCGGUGCACCAAGCUUGCUAUGGAAUUGUCCAGGUUCCCACUGGCCCCUGGUUCUGUCGGAAAUGUGAAUCCCAAGAGCGAGCCGCCAGGGUGAGGUGUGAGCUGUGUCCCCACAAAGAUGGAGCCCUGAAACGGACUGACAACGGAGGUUGGGCUCACGUUGUCUGUGCUUUGUACAUCCCAGAGGUGCAGUUUGCCAACGUGCUCACCAUGGAGCCCAUAGUCCUGCAGUACGUGCCCCAUGACCGCUUCAACAAGACCUGUUACAUCUGUGAAGAGCAGGGCAGGGAGAGCAAAGCAGCCUCAGGAGCCUGCAUGGCCUGCAACCGCCACGGCUGCCGCCAGGCUUUCCACGUCACCUGUGCCCAGAUGGCUGGCCUCUUAUGUGAAGAGGAAGUCCUAGAAGUUGACAAUGUCAAAUAUUGUGGCUACUGCAAAUACCACUUCAAUAAAAUGAGCUCGAGGCACUCUGGAGGCUCCUUCAUUGCUGGGAGGAGGAGUCGCUCCACAUCCCCUGCCCAGGAGAAGCAUUUGUCCCACCACGAGAGGCCAAAGAAGAGUCGGAAGGACAAGGAAAGACCUAAACAGAAGCACAAAAAACGUCCAGAAUCUCCCAGCAGCCUUACCCCAGCCUCGGUGCCCAUCACUGCAGAGAAGGGCUCCAGCAGCCACCAUGAGGGGAGCAAAGAGACCCCGGAGGUCGGGAGAUCAGAGGUGAAAGGCAAGAAAUCCUCCAGCCAUGGCAGCAGCCACAAGGGGAAAAAGACUGGAAGUGGGAAAAGCUCCGUUGGGUUCAGCUCAGCCUCAUCCAGUGGCACCUUCCAGCCUGCAGGUACCUCCUGCAGCACCUUGCAGGGCUCCCAGGACUUCGUGACCUUCCCCAAGCUGGAGCAGGAGGAGGAGAAGUACAGGAAACCCGUCUCCUCCUCUUCUUCUUCCCACUGCUCCCCUCUGUACGAGGCUCAGAAAGGGGACAUCUUUGAGCAGAAAGUGAUCUUCUCAGGCUUUGGCUCCAUCAUGCGUUUCUCCACCUCCUCUGUCAGCCAGCAGAGGGGCCGUGAGGCUUCUUCCCCUGUGGACUACAAAACCCCAAACCCUCCCAGUGCCCCCUCGGUGGGGCCGAGCAGCGGGGGGAGCAGCAGCAGCAGCCACAAGAGGAUGCCCUCCCUUAGCAUGGAGGAGGGAGAGGUGCUGAAGGAAAAGAAGCACAAAGGGAGCAAGAAGAACAAGCACGGGCCCGGCAGACCAAAAGGGGGCAAAAGCAAAGAGAUUCUGGGUGCCCAGCUGGCUGGGUCCACCUCUACGUCCUCCUCGCCCUUCUCCGGGGGUUCUCUUGUCAGCUCCAGCAUUGGGAAUUCCUCCCGAGCCUUCAGCCACACAGGGAAUCUCCCCAGCCUCAGCAUGGAGUCCCCACUGCUGGGUUCAGGGAUCUACACCAGUAACAAGGACCCCAUUUCCCACGGGGGGGGAGUGCUCCGAGCUGUAUGCAGCACCCCCCUCUCCUCCAGCCUCCUGGCACACCAGGGAACCUCUUCCCUCCCACAGCUCACACGUUCUCCCUUUGCCAGCACUAUCCCAGCCUCCUCCUCCUCCUCAGUCUCCACCACCCAGGUGUUCUCCCUGGCAGGUUCAACGUUUAGCCUCCCUUCCUCCCAUAUUUUUGGGAGCCCCCUGACAUCUGGGCUAUCCAUCAACCCCCUCCUGACUCAGUCGGAGAGCAGCCGGGCAGAACCUGACCUGGAAGAUUGCAGCUUCGGCUGCCGUGGGACAUCGCCCCAGGAGAGUCUCUCCUCCAUGUCCCCCAUCAGCAGCCUCCCCACCCUCUUUGACCAGACAGUGUCUUGUAGCAGCAGUGGGCAGCUGGAAAAUGUUCCCCAGGCCACCCCAAACAUCGAGCAGCUCCUGGAGAAACAGGGCAACGGGGAGGCUGGAGUAAACAUUGUAGAGAUGCUCAAAGCCCUGCACUCCCUGCAGAAGGAGAACCAGAGGCUCCAGGAGCAGAUCAUGACCCUGACAGCCAAGAAGGAACGUUUGCAGCUCCUCAACGUCCAACUCUCUGUCCCUUUUCCUGUGGUCACCAGCAGCAAUGGCCCAGGCAGCCAGGCCCAGUACAUCCUGCCUCCCAAUGUCUGCAACAACAACGAUUCCCUGAGCAUCAGCAAGAGCCCCCCCUGCAAGAACAGCUUUGGGAUUGAGAACUCACUCUCCACUUCCUCUGAGGACCCUCAUUCAGGUUGUCCCAGCAGGAGCAGCUCUUCCCUGUCCUUCCACAGCACUCCCCCCCCCCUGCCCAUGCUGCAGCAGAGCCCGGCAGCCCUGUCCCUGCCCGGGGGACAGCAGCUCAAUGGCAUGGCCAGGGGGACAAGCAGCGGGCUGGGGGGAGGCAGCUCUGGCAGCCACAGCCUCCCCAUGGUGGAGGGGCUGCUGGGGGGGCUGGCAGGAGCUCAGCAGAUGCCCCUCAAUGGGAUCCUGGGGAACCUGAACGGAGCUCAGGCUGCACCUCCCAGUGCCCACACUGCACAGGCCAGUGGAGCAGCAGCCAUGCAGCUCUCCAGCAGUGUUCCCAGUCUGAGCCCCCUGACAGAGCAGCAGAGACACGUCCUGCACCAACACGAGCAGCAGCUCCAGCAGCUCCAGCAGCUCCUGACUUCCCAGCCACUUAAUCCAGAGCAGCAGGCCCUGGUCUUCCAGAUGAUGCAGCAAAUCCAGCAGAAGAGGGAGCUGCAGAGGCUGCAGAUGACCAACUCCUCCCAGCUCUCCAUGUCCAACCUCCUGGCAGCCACCUCUGCCCCCCUGCACUCCAGCACCAGUGCCCUGAUGACCUCAGCCCCCCCCCAGCCACCCCCCAGCACCAGCUCCCUCCUCGCCUCCCUUUCCCCCCAGCAGCUCAACCCCAGCAGCUCCCUCCUGGCCCCCCAGGCCACCCCACCACCUGGGAGCAGCCUCCUGGCCUCAGGGACAGGGAUGCCACCCGUCCUGACAGCACAGACUCACCCCUUCCUCAACCUGCAGGCUGAUGGCAACACCCCCAAGGGAACGAGCAUGAAUGACAAGGGAGCUCCUCUUAGCCAGGACAAGGGCUAAGCUCCCCCCUCACCCUCAGCAAACCAGCAGCCAACUCCUCUCAGCCAGGGGACUGUGGCUUUCUGCAGCCAGCACUGACACUGGCAGAGCAAUGAGCACAAAGCUUCCAAGAAGCAUUCCCUGCCACUGGGCAGUGCCAAGAGGUGCUUUGGAAGACAGCACAUCCCUGACCAAGCCCUGGGAUCAGGAGGAGAUGAAGGUUGGGGGGGCUCCUGCUGCCCUGCCCCGGGCCAGCUGGGCUCAGAGUGAAGCUGUGUCCCUGCAGAGUGAGUUCACACCAGCUCCCACCAGUCCCCUCCCAGCUCCCCACCAGUGCCAGCCCAAGGCACUAAAGACCCCCCCACCCCCCUCAGAUGUGACCUUGGGGGGAAGGACCCCCCCACUGCUGAGGAUUCCUCUCUGCCUGGUGCAGAGGAACCCACGGGGACAGCACUGGAUGUGGCACAGCUGGGGACGUGGUGGCAGUGGGCUCUGCUCCAGCUGGAGAACUCCUGGAGCUGAGAUUCCUCCUCCUGGGAUGCUCAGAGCCACCCCAGCACCUCAGCUGGAUCCAAGCCCAGGAGUGAUGGAGCCACGGGGAAGGAUUGGUGCUUGGGGAGGAGGUGACAGCCAGGUGACAGCUGAAGGACACUGCCACAUCUGCAGCUGCUGGCCCUCUGUCCCUGCUGCCUCUGGCUCUUCCCAUCCAAGAUUUCCAAAGGCUUAAAUCCAAGAUUUUUCCUCGCAAAAAGAGGCUGUGGCCAACAUCAGAGGUGUGGUUUGGAGCCUGGUGGUUGUUUCCCUAAGCUGGGAACUCCGAAGCUGAGGAAGAGAGAAUUCCCAAACCCAUUCCCUGCCAGCUCUUCCCAGUCACUCCAGUCUGGCAGCUCCCACUUUCUCCAAGCAAUGGGACAAUCACCCAUCUCCUGAGCUGGGACAUCACCAGAUCCUUCCUUCUCCUCUGCCUUUUGUCCUCAACUCCAUCUGGCAGCCUGGAAUCUCAGCAGAGGAAUUCUCAUCCCCAUGGAUUGGUGGCAGGAGGGGGGGGGGAUGGCUCUGGGGAAGGGGAGCAGCGACGUCAAACGUGCAAAUUCCCCUUUUUUUAUCCUCAUCCCCUCCUUAAAUCCAGAGCUCCUGGGGACUCUGAGGGUCUUCAAAACUGUCAGACCUUAAUGGGUAUUUUUUUCAGCACAUUCCCACUGCCCUUUACUAGUUUGCACUAUUCAGAUUUGUCAGCAGUGGGGCUGUGCUGAUAGGACCAGGAGAACUUCUUCUGGGCAGAACUCCCCUGCUAAAUAUUUUUUUUUCCUUUUAAUUUUAUUUGAUUUCUUCUUUUUCGUUGUUUUUUGGUUGGUUUGGUUGGAAGGUUGUCACCACAAUGGUUGGAUAAGGCUAAAAGGAGAGCAGAUACUGAGCUCAGCCUUCUGGGAGCUGGGCAGAACACUGCUGGCUGCUCAGAAAUAGAUAUAUUAGAUAUAUCAUUUUUUUCUUUUUAAUUUUAAAGAAAAGCUAAUGUUUUAACAAGGUUAAGAAGCUAUUGGGAAGAUGGAGAUGGCAGCUAAAAGUGACAAUGCAGGUUAAAAAAAACCCUUGUGGUCUCUGCAGCACAGCCCUGGAGGGGAUCAAUGAGCUGUGGCUGUCCCCAUGUCCCCUUGUCCCCUUGUCCCCUUCCCCUGUAGGUCCCAGGCUGAGCUGUGCCACCCCAGGUACUUGCAGAAUGUGAAUGAGAUCCCAGUUGCAAAUCCUUUGGCUCUGGUUUUUCCCUCUUCCCCCAGAAAUCCCCCUGGCACAGUUCUGUGCUUGCACUUUUUUUAAUUUUAUUUUUUUCCCCCCAUUCCCACCCCCCACCCACCCCCCAAAUGUGUUGUCCCCUCCUCCCCUCUGCCACCAGAGGUGUCACCCAGCACAGGGUCCAUUUCUGCAGAGGGGUUCUGACCUCUCUGUUCCCCCCUUUGGGUGCUGCUGUGCUGGGCUCAGCCCCGAUGGGUCCUGGGUGGGUGGGUGGGUGGGUGGGGGGGUGACUGCUGGGUGCCCACCAAGGGGAUUUGGGAAGGUUUCUUGGUGCUGGUUUGGGUCAGGAAGAUGAUGGAGAAGUGUGGUAGAGGUAAAGCAGGAGCUGGUAGCUGUGCCUGCCCAGCUGCAUGGGGCUGGGGGGUUGGGGUUUAUUGGGAUUUAUUUUAUUUUUUAAUAAUUUUCUUUUUGUGGUUUUCCUCUGGAAGUCCCCAAAGCUGCUCUCAGUGUUUUGCCAUCCCCACAGCCCUGGAACCACAAGGGUUUGGUGUGCCCAGAUCCUUCCAAAACUGCAACCAGAAUUAGGAAUUAGGAGCAGGAAAAGGGCUGGGAAACCUCCAGCAAUUUGUGGUACAACCCAUCUGGGAUCCCAGGACGGGCAGAAACCUUGUUCUGGGCAGGGGUUUGGUGCCCAGAUGAUGGGCAGGAGGGGAGGUUUGCAGGCAGGAGGCUGCAGGGUGCUUGGAGAGGGCUCAGCACCAGGACAAUAAUUGGAAAAAGGUUGGAAAUCAGGGAUUGAGUUCAAGGAGUUCAGUUCUGGGGGGGGGAAUUCACUGUUCCAAGUGGCCCCUCCUGCUCUGCUGGUGAUUUUGGGGGAUGGAGUUUGAGUCUGGAGCUCUCCAGGACCCUUUGGAGCAGGGAUGGAUGGGGCUGGAGAGGAGGAGCAGGGGAAGAGAGGAAUUGUAGAGCACUUAACCCAUUUCUCUGACAUCUUCCAAAGGUUCCUGAUCCCUCCUCGUCCCACUCCUUGUCUGAUCACCCCAAGCUGUCCCAGAGCCAAAGGUCCCUUUGGGGGAUUGAGGGGAGGAGCAGGGGCAGUGGGUGCUGAAGGGUUGACACGAAGCAGUUUUGUGUCUGGGAAAUGGAGGGAGAGCAGGGGAAAAAGAAUAAUAAUGAAAAA
Molecule: messenger RNA, 6088 nt
Organism: Calypte anna (Anna's hummingbird)
Lineage: Eukaryota; Metazoa; Chordata; Aves; Apodiformes; Trochilidae
Gene: MLLT6
Product: MLLT6, PHD finger containing
Exons: 20
Coding region: 19-3198 (1059 amino acids)
Biological process (GO): regulation of transcription by RNA polymerase II
Cellular component (GO): nucleus
Molecular function (GO): nucleosome binding; histone binding
Source: RefSeq, a predicted model, not a curated record